Molecule: messenger RNA, 1155 nt
Organism: Penicillium paradoxum
Lineage: Eukaryota; Fungi; Ascomycota; Eurotiomycetes; Eurotiales; Aspergillaceae
Product: peroxisomal membrane protein PEX16
Exons: 4
Coding region: 1-1155 (384 amino acids)
Biological process (GO): peroxisome organization
Cellular component (GO): peroxisomal membrane
Source: RefSeq, a predicted model, not a curated record
AUGGAAUCCGUUCGCAAUACUGCAAAUUCAAUACCCCAGGCGGCCUUACAACCAUCCAAAUGGCUUUCGAUAUAUGAGGACUUUGUGACCAAGAAUGCCAGUUCGGUUGGUCAAGUCGAGUCUGCGCUGAGGUCCUUGACUUAUAUCAUCCCAGGACGAUACCGUGAAUCGGAGAUACCCUCAGAAUGCGUACACUCCGGUGUCCAGCUGUUAUCCUUAUACCAUGAUUCUCUUGUUUCGCGAGUUAUUGAUCAGCUUCCACUGACUGUUCCUCGGCUGCCCCCCACUCCCCAUUCCCGGUAUACCAAAUAUUGGACAUCUCGUUCCUCCUUGUAUCACCGAGUAGCGCUUGCGCUACAAAUGCUCCAAUACACCGAGCUUCUCUGGGAAAUGGCGGCGCGAAGGCGCGGCCAGAAAACACGUUGGCGCGUGGUUGUCUUUAUCGAAUUUGCCAAAGCAGUCUGCCGCUUGCUUCUUCUGCGAUUGACCAAUUCCAGGCCCCUCGUCAGCCCUCCACUCCCAGAGCGCGAGGUAGAUCCAAGAACGACAGAAGAGCAGGAUCAUCAGGGAAACUGGAAUGGAAUGGACACACCGAUGAGUGAGCGUUCUUCAGACUUGAGCUGGACGAUGCCUCGUACGGGAAUGUCGCUUCCGUCUCUACCCGAUGUUAAAGACGUGUCGAAUUAUCUCAUCUCCAAAGUUCUCACGGCGGAUGAUAUCAAACCCCCAAAAGCACUUCUUCACCGGGCAACUGGGCAAGGGCAAGUAGCUGAAAUCCUGUACAUUCUUCGACCUGUCGUCUACGCGAUGGCAAUGCAAAAAUGGAGUGGUGACAAGCGAAGCUGGCGGCCGUGGCUCAUUGGAUUCGGGAUGGAGUAUGGCUGCCGCCAACUCGCAAAGCGUGACUUCCGCGAAAGGGUCGCUGGUGGUCUUCGAGGACUGACGGGUCUUGAACGAGAGGAACUGAAGAAGCGUGGGUGGUCAAUGGGUUGGUGGAUCAUGCGAGGCGCAUUCUAUGAAAACAUCACCAAGUCCUGGCUACACAGUGUAACUAGCAAGAUGAACGGCAAGCCAUUAUUGGACUUGGUGGGCACCGUUGUCGAAGACUAUGAAUAUCUCUGGGACAACUUUUACUUUUCGACUGCCACGCUGUGA